AUGGGCAAGAUCAUCUUCUACGAGGACAGGAACUUCCAGGGUCGCUCCUAUGAGUGCAUGAGCGACUGCUCUGACAUGACCUCCUACCUGAGCAGGUGUAGUUCCUGCAGGGUGGAGAGCGGCUGCUUCAUGAUCUACGAUCGUCCCAACUACAUGGGAAACCAGUAUUUCCUGAGGAGGGGCGAGUACUCCGACUACAUGUCUUUUGGCAUGAGUGACUCCAUCCGUUCGUGCCGUUUAAUUCCACAGUACAGAGGAUCCUACAGGAUGAGGAUCUACGAGAGGGAGAACUUCCAGGGCCAGAGUCACGAGCUGAUGGACGACUGCGACAACAUCAUGGACCGCUACCGUAUGUCCGACUGCCAGUCCUGCCACGUGAUGGACGGCCACUGGCUGAUGUACGAGCAGCCCCACUACAAAGGCAGGAUGGUCUACCUGAGUCCUGGAGAGUACAGGAGCUUGAGAGACGUGGGAUACAGCGGCAUGAGGCUCAGCUCCGUCAGGCGUAUCAUGGAUUGCUGCUGA
This is a messenger RNA of Toxotes jaculatrix (banded archerfish), 525 nucleotides long. RefSeq names its product gamma-crystallin M3-like. Gene Ontology annotation, biological process: lens development in camera-type eye; visual perception. Lineage: Eukaryota; Metazoa; Chordata; Actinopteri; Toxotidae. Gene Ontology annotation, molecular function: structural constituent of eye lens. Bases 1 to 525 code for a protein of 174 amino acids. The transcript is spliced from 3 exons. The record is from RefSeq and is a predicted model, not a curated record.